Molecule: messenger RNA, 417 nt
Organism: Aspergillus niger
Lineage: Eukaryota; Fungi; Ascomycota; Eurotiomycetes; Eurotiales; Aspergillaceae
Exons: 5
Source: RefSeq, a predicted model, not a curated record
AUGGGACACCAAAUGGAAGGACCAAGGGAGAACAACGCUGCGGGAGGGGAAGUGAUCGAGGACGGGACCGACGGCUAUAAGGUGAACGAGAUGAAGAACCGAAUACCAGCACCCGGCCCAGGUUGCGCGGCGGACGGAUGGACAACUAAGCAGAAGGAAGGACUCGUGGGUCUGAGGAACUCUCGACGUGGUUGGCUUGAGAUGAGUCACGCAGGGUGUUCGGAAGGCCAGGCAGGAAGACAGCGGCGAGGCAGAUUAGACCGUAGAGGACAGGACAAGUACACUGCUGAUUGGGGAAGCGCGGAUGUAGGAAGGAGCAAUGGAUUGGUAGCUGGGACGCUGGAACGAAGAGAUGAAGGAUGGAGGAUAGGAAGGAAAAGGGGGAAGCGAAGAGUAGGAGAGAGAAGAGAGAAAGGA